Aspergillus terreus NIH2624 is the source of this 1434-nucleotide messenger RNA. RefSeq names its product M20 family dipeptidase. NCBI's taxonomy places the organism in Eukaryota, Fungi, Ascomycota, Eurotiomycetes, Eurotiales, Aspergillaceae. Bases 1 to 1434 code for a protein of 477 amino acids. Gene Ontology annotation, biological process: proteolysis. Gene Ontology annotation, molecular function: metallodipeptidase activity. The record is from RefSeq and is a predicted model, not a curated record. The transcript has 5 exons.
AUGGCGCCUCAGCUCGAGCCUUUCUUCAAACAGGUCGAUGAUCUGUCUGGUUCCUUCAUUGACCGCUUGCGCAAGGCCGUUGCAAUUCCUUCUAUCUCGGCACAGGAUGAGAACAGACCCGAUGUCUUUCGGAUGGCACAAUUUCUUGCUUCUGAGCUGGAAGCUCUAGGCGCUCAGGUGGAACAACGCCCUCUGGGCAAGCAGCCGGGCAAGGAACACCUCGAUCUCCCGCCUGUUGUCGUCGCUCGCUACGGCAAUGAUCCGAACAAGCGUACCAUCUUGGUCUACGGUCACUAUGAUGUUCAGCCUGCCCUGAAGGAAGAUGGCUGGGCUACCGAGCCCUUCGAGCUUUCCGUCGACAGCCAGGGAAGAAUGUUUGGUCGCGGUAGCACGGAUGAUAAGGGCCCCGUCCUGGGGUGGCUGAAUGUUAUCGAAGCCCACAAGAAGGCCGGUGUCGAGUUCCCCGUCAACCUCCUUUGCUGCUUCGAGGGCAUGGAAGAGUAUGGCUCCGAGGGAUUGGAGGAGUUCAUCCAAGCCGAGAGCAAGAAGUUCUUCAAGGAUGCGGAUGCCGUGUGUAUCUCCGAUAACUACUGGCUUGGGACAGAAAAGCCCUGUCUGACGUAUGGUCUGCGCGGUUGCAACUACUACUCCGUCAGCGUCUCCGGGCCCGCCCAGGAUCUUCACAGCGGUGUCUUCGGUGGUUCGGCCCACGAGCCCAUGACUGACCUUGUCCAUGUGCUGUCCAAGCUUGUUGACACCCAUGGUAACAUUCUGAUUCCCGGUCUCAUGGACCUCGUGGCGCCCUUGACCGAGGAGGAGAAGGCCUUGUACCCCAACAUCAGCUACACCAUGGACAACCUCCACGAAUCGCUGGGUAGCGAAACCGGCAUCCACCCGACCAAGGAAAGAACUCUCAUGGCCAGAUGGAGAUACCCCUCCUUGUCCAUUCAUGGUAUUGAGGGUGCUUACUCGGCCCCCGGUGCUAAGACCGUCAUCCCCGCCAAGGUUAUUGGCAAGUUCUCCAUCCGCACUGUGCCUAACAUGGAGAGCGAGGAUGUGAACCGACUCGUUUUCGAUCACAUCAAGGCCGAGUUUGCCAAGUUGAACAGCAAGAACAAGUUGGAUGUGUGGCUCCAGCAUGACGGCAAGUGGUGGGUGGCUAGCCCGAAGCACUGGAACUUUACGGCUGCCAGCAAAGCUGUGAAGCAAGUUUUCGGCGUUGAGCCUGACCUGACUCGUGAGGGUGGAAGUAUCCCUGUCACAUUGAGCUUCGAACAGGCUACGGGCAAGAAUGUUCUGCUCCUGCCAAUGGGCAGCUCCACUGACGCCGCCCACUCUAUCAACGAGAAGCUGGACCGGAGAAACUAUAUCGAAGGUAUCAAGCUCCUCGGCGCUUAUCUGCACUAUGUGGCGGAGGAGCCCAUGAACGCGUAA